Echinococcus granulosus is the source of this 411-nucleotide messenger RNA. RefSeq lists its product as hypothetical. The transcript has 2 exons. The record is from RefSeq and is a predicted model, not a curated record. The coding region runs from base 1 to 411 and encodes 136 amino acids. NCBI's taxonomy places the organism in Eukaryota, Metazoa, Platyhelminthes, Cestoda, Cyclophyllidea, Taeniidae.
AUGAUCUUGAAGCCUCCGAUAGCUUUUAUCAAAGUCUCCCGGAUUUCAAGUCGCUUCCGGAUAAGCCUGGUCGUCGAAAUGCAGGAGCUCAAGCCACCGCGUGCCAGGGCAGCAACAGUAACACAAUUGGGAUGCACAAAGUACAGUGAUGUUGGUCAGUCCUUUGUUCAUCCAAAUGAUCAGCGUUCAUCCACUCUACUAUACCCUCCCACUCCUUCCAUCCUUUUGUCUUUCACCUUGCCCUGUAGAUGUGGCGGUCAGAUAAGUGAAGUUGCGAGCAUCGAUAACGCUGAACUGUCGGCAUGGUCGGAUUGUGGUGAGCAGCAGUUAACGCCUGAAUUCCAGCUAGAUGCGAUUUGUUUUAAUGAGUUGAGUCUUCUUGGUGUCUCAAAAUCCGGCCGCUGUGUUUAA